Messenger RNA from Drosophila grimshawi, 1104 nucleotides. Its product is annotated as coiled-coil domain-containing protein 43. The transcript has 3 exons. NCBI's taxonomy places the organism in Eukaryota, Metazoa, Arthropoda, Insecta, Diptera, Drosophilidae. The record is from RefSeq and is a predicted model, not a curated record. Bases 259 to 879 code for a protein of 206 amino acids.
CGAUAAAGCUGAGGGCAACUAUUAAUUAAUAAUAUUCUAUUAAACUCUGUAUAUUUUCUUAAUAUUAAUGAUAUUUGUAAUUAAAUACAUAUUUUCUUACAGUUUUUUUAAGAAUAUAUUUUAAGUUCCUAAGCAUGCCACUGUGCAUAGUUCGGCCAGCUGUUUUUUGAAGUUUUGCAGCACUGCUUCGCAUGCCUUGCGGAGUAUAGGUUGGCUUUUGCGGCUUUUGUUUGCCAGUUACUGCCAAUUGCAUUUAGAAUGGGCGAUUUUCAAACAUGGCUCAACGACCAACUCCGCCAGCUCAAUACAGAUGAAAGUGUAUUUGGCGCGUACAUAAUUGGCAUACUCGAGGGAGAGGAAGAAACGCAAGAUGAAAAGAUUGAGGCACUCGAGGGCAUACUCAGCGGAACGGGCGCUGUUAACACGGAAGAGCUGGUGGCCAGCAUACUGCAAAAGUGGUUGCAGAGCCAUCCCAGUGCAGAUGAGCCGCCCAAAAAGGGUCUGGACAUCGAUGUGAAUGCCCAGCUUGCCAAGUUGCUGGAACAAAAGCUGCAACCCGUCGCCAAGGAGCGUGCAUAUACCGAGGAAGAACUGCGAAUUAAACAACAAAUACUGGCUCAAUACUCCCAGAGCGCCGUCAGCGAGGAGGAAAACGAUGAUUCGGAUAGCGAAAUCGCUGAGCCAAGCGGCUCAAGCAUCAUGGCACCCAAUACCAACAAGUCGGAUGUGGCGAACUUGGCCAAGGAGAAGCGCGAGCAGGCACGGCAGGACAGUGCGGCCAAGAAGCAAAAAGACAAGGAUGAUCGUGAGAAGCAGAAGCAGCUGCGCGAGGAGAAAAAAGAGAAACGCAAAACCGUUAAAGGCGAGCGUCGUCGGUAGCCAGCAAGAUUAGAAAAAAACCGUCCGCAACUUCCAUGAAUUCAGUCACAAUAUGUAGAAUAUAUACUAUAUAAAAAAUUGUAUUGCAAUCAAAUUACCAAAGUAUCAAAUUGUAAUUAACAUCAAUGUAUUUUAGUUGCGAAUUGAUUUGAUAUUUGAAAUUGUUUUCACUAUAUUAAAUAUAAAAUCGUUUUCACAAUGCAGCAAUUUUAAUUCGAACUCUAA